This is a messenger RNA of Gossypium arboreum, 1442 nucleotides long. RefSeq lists its product as uncharacterized. The record is from RefSeq and is a predicted model, not a curated record. The coding region runs from base 88 to 1128 and encodes 346 amino acids. Lineage: Eukaryota; Viridiplantae; Streptophyta; Magnoliopsida; Malvales; Malvaceae. The transcript is spliced from 6 exons.
AGCAGUCCCCUCCAUUGCCCACCAUUGAUUCAUUUCUCUAUAAAUAAAAAAGUUCCAAGAUUUAUUCAAAGAAAUUCAUCCGAAGCAAUGGAGAAUUUUAUGAAGCAGAUGAGGGGGAGAUUUUCUGGUGCCGAACAUGGAAAAACAGAGGAGUCGAGCAGUAUUAGAAACCAACGGAUGCCACCACAAAAAACUCGAUCUUUCAAAGCAGAGAGAACUCAAAACUGGUUUGGAAAACCAUUUUCUGGCAAAAUGACAAGUUGGAAUGACGACUCAAACCAUAAACCAGAGCAAGUACUUGCAGUUGCAGCUGCAGCUGCUACAUAUGUCAUUAACUCAAUUGCAGAACCAAGCAUCCAGGACCAGAAGAAGACCAGUGCAGGUCUUGGACCCUCUUUGACCAGAGAUAAGAGCAGAAAGGAAGAUAAGUCAUUUUCAACAUCGAAACCUGGCACUGUAUCCAAACAAUUCUCAGGCAAGGGUUCGACAAAAGGAUCAGGAAGUGCAGAAAGUAAAGUGGCAGUGCCUGAUGGCAUGGAUGAUAACGAAACUAAAUCUGCUCCAUCACUUAAAAGACCUCUUACUUUUGCAGAUUACUUAGGCAACACUAGCGUUACGAAACAAAGAAGUUCUUCUAAACCUGAUAUGCUUUCCAGUCAAACAGAAAGUGCAGCACUAAAACCUGAUGUCUCCACCAUAAAACCAGCAAGCACAGCACCAAAACCUGAUCAUCCUGCCAUUAGAACUGCAGCAGGAAGACCUGAGGAGCCUCCUACCAUAGAGCCAAGGCCAGAAACAGAGCAGACAAAAGCAGAGGAUUGGGAGAAGGAUGAGAUGGCCAAGAUCAAAGAACGGUAUAAGAAGUUGAAUAGCACUAUACUUGCCUGGGAGGAAAAGAAGAAGAAGAAAGCCAAGAACAAGCUGGACAGAACAGAGAGUGGAUUAGAGCGAAAGAGAGCACGGGCAUUACUAAAAUUUAAAAAUGAAAUGGAAUAUAUCAAACAAGCUGUGGCUGGAGCAAGAGCACAGGCAGAGGCCAGCCAGAAAAAAGAUGAGCUUAAAGCAAAGGAAAAGGCAAAUAUAAUUAGAAAAACAGGAGAGGUUCCAAGGGCAUGCUUCUGCUGCUGAAUGUACCAAAUCAUGUAGCAUCCUGAGUUUUAAGUAACACUCCAUCUUGUUCAUUAUGCACUCUCUGCAGUAGAAAAACACCUUCAUGUCUCCAUUACAUAGUAGAUCUCAAGUAACAAGACAAGAAUGAGAUAGUAAUUAGAAAGCAGAACCAUUUCAAUUGUUAAUGAGAUGGAAGUACUAGAUAUGAGCCCAAGUAAAAGGCAGGAUACCCCCAUUCCCCUUUUCUCUUUGAAGUUACCAUCAAGAUGACAACUAAACCAAAAAAUUGGGUUGUUUGUUCAUUCUUGUAUGAUCAAAAACCAGUUAAAAGA